Sycon ciliatum is the source of this 7575-nucleotide messenger RNA. RefSeq lists its product as uncharacterized. The record is from RefSeq and is a predicted model, not a curated record. Bases 14 to 6817 code for a protein of 2267 amino acids. The transcript has 3 exons. Lineage: Eukaryota; Metazoa; Porifera; Calcarea; Leucosolenida; Sycettidae.
ACAGAGCAACGUUAUGCCAUGGAAAGACUUGAAAGCCGAGGCUGCCACUAGCGCCGAUUUCUCCUCGGAAUCAGUGUCUUCUGAUGACAGUGUUGACACCGAAGAUUUCUCAUUGAAGGAUAUGCUCCGCCAAAUGUCACAGAAAGAUCUCAAGACCGCAGCUGCCACUAGCAAUGAAUUCUCCUCGGAAUCAAUGUCUUCUGACGACAGUGCUGACAUCAAAGAUUCAUUAGUGAAAGACAUGCUCAGCAAAUUGUCGUCUUCUGAUGACAGUGUUGACACCGAAGGUUUCUCAUUGAAGGAUAUGCUCCGCCAAAUGUCACAGAAAGAUCUCAAGACCGAGGCUGCCACUAGCAUUGAUUUCUCCUCGGAAUCAAUGUCUUCUGACGACAGUGUUGACAUCAAGGAUUUGUCAUUGAAAGAUGUGCUCAGUGAAUUGCCGCAAGAUUUGAGGGAAAAACUUGCUCCUAGCGGUGAUUUCUCCUUGGAAUCAAUGUCUUCUGACGAUAGUGCUGACAUCAAGGAUUCGUCAUUGGACUCUGUAUUGGAUGAGGACAAUACAAAUUUGGAUGCCUCCACGAUGGCUCAAAUCAAGCAGUUGCUACAGAGGAACGUUAUGCCAUGGAAAGACUUGAAAGCCGAGGCUGCCACUAGCGCCGAUUUCUCCUCGGAAUCAGUGUCUUCUGAUGACCGUGUUGACACCGAAGGUUUCUCAUUGAAGGAUAUGCUCCGCCAAAUGUCACAGAAAGAUCUCAAGACCGAGGCUGCCACUAGCAUUGAUUUCUCCUCGGAAUCAAAGUCUUCUGACGACAGUGUUGACAUCAAGGAUUUGUCAUGGAAAGAUGUGCUCAGUGUAUUGCCGCAAGAUUUGAGGGAAAAACUUGCUCCUAGCGGUGAUUUCUCCUUGGAAUCAAUGUCUUCUGACGACAGUGCUGACAUCAAGGAUUUGUCAUUGGACUCUGUAUUGGAUGAGGACAAUACAAAUUUGGAUGCCUCCACGAUGGCUCAAAUCAAGCAUUUGCUACAGAGGAACGUUAUGCCAUGGAAAGACUUGAAAGCCGAGGCUGCCACUAGCGCCGAUUUCUCCUCGGAAUCAUUGUCUUCUGAUGACACUGUUGACACCGAAGGUUUCUCAUUGAAGGAUAUGCUCCGCCAAAUGUCACAGAAAGAUCUCAAGACCCAGGCUGCCACUAGCAUUGAUUUCUCCUCGGAAUCAAAGUCUUCUGACGACAGUGUUGACAUCAAGGAUUUGUCAUGGAAAGAUGUGCUCAGUGUAUUGCCGCAAGAUUUGAGGGAAAAACUUGCUCCUAGCGGUGAUUUCUCCUUGGAAUCAAUGUCUUCUGACGACAGUGCUGACAUCAAGGAUUUGUCAUUGGACUCUGUAUUGGAUGAGGACAAUACAAAUUUGGAUGCCUCCACGAUGGCUCAAAUCAAGCAGUUGCUACAGAGGAACGUUAUGCCAUGGAAAGACUUGAAAGCCGAGGCUGCCACUAGCGCCGAUUUCUCCUCGGAAUCAGUGUCUUCUGAUGACACUGUUGACACCGAAGGUUUCUCAUUGAAGGAUAUGCUCCGCCAAAUGUCACAGAAAGAUCUCAAGACCGAGGCUGCCACUAGCAUUGAUUUCUCCUCGGAAUCAAAGUCUUCUGACGACAGUGUUGACAUCAAGGAUUUGUCAUGGAAAGAUGUGCUCAGUGAAUUGCCGCAAGAUUUGAGGGAAAAACUUGCUCCUAGCCGUGAUUUCUCCUUGGAAUCAAUGUCUUCUGACGACAGUGCUGACAUCAAGGAUUCGCCAGUGGACUCUAUAUUGGAUGAGGACAAUACUAAUUUGGAUGCCUCCACGAUGGCUCAAAUCAAGCAGUUGCUACAGAGGAACGUUAUGCCAUGGAAAGACUUGAAAGCCGAGGCUGCCACUAGCGCCGAUUUCUCCUCGGAAUCAGUGUCUUCUGAUGACAGUGUUGACACCGAAGAUUUCUCAUUGAAGGAUAUGCUCCGCCAAAUGUCACAGAAAGAUCUCGAGACCGCAGCUGCCACUAGCAAUGAUUUCUCCUCGGAAUCAAUGUCUUCUGAUGACAGUGUUGACAUCAAGGAUGUGCUCAGUGAAUUGCUGCAAUAUUUGAGGGAAAAACUUGCUCCUAGCGGUGAUUUCUCCUUGGAAUCAAUGUCUUCUGAUGACAGUGCUGACAUCAAGGAUUCGUCAUUGGACUCUGUAUUGGAUGAGGACAAUACUAAUUUGGAUGCCUCCACGAUGGCUCAAAUCAAGCAGUUGCUACAGAGGAACGUUAUGCCAUGGAAAGACUUGAAAGCCAAGGCUGCCACUAGCGCCGAUUUCUCCUCGGAAUCAGUGUCUUCUGAUGACAGUGUUGACACCGAAGAUUUCUCAUUGAAGGAUAUGCUCCGCCAAAUGUCACAGAAAGAUCUCAAGACCGAGGCUGCCACUAGCAUUGAUUUCUCCUCGGAAUCAAAGUCUUCUGACGACAGUGUUGACAUCAAGGAUUUGUCAUGGAAAGAUGUGCUCAGUGAAUUGCCGCAAGAUUUGAGGGAAAAACUUGCUCCUAGCGGUGAUUUCUCCUUGGAAUCAAUGUCUUCUGACGACAGUGCUGACAUCAAGGAUUCGCCAGUGGACUCUAUAUUGGAUGAGGACAAUACUAAUUUGGAUGCCUCCACGAUGGCUCAAAUCAAGCAGUUGCUACAGAGGAACGUUAUGCCCUGGAAAGACUUGAAAGCCGAGGCUGCCACUAGCGCCGAUUUCUCCUCGGAAUCAGUGUCUUCUGAUGACACUGUUGACACCGAAGAUUUCUCAUUGAAGGAUAUGCUCCGCCAAAUGUCACAGAAAGAUCUCAAGACCGCGGCUGCAACUAGCAAUGAAUUCUCCUCGGAAUCAAUGUCUUCUGAUGACAGUGUUGACAUCAAGGAUUUGUCAUUGAAGGAUGUGCUCAGUGAAUUGCUGCAAUAUUUGAGGGAAAAACUUGCUCCUAGCGGUGAUUUCUCCUUGGAAUCAAUGUCUUCUGACGACAGUGCUGACAUCAAGGAUUCGCCAGUGGACUCUGUAUUGGAUGAGGACAAUACUAAUUUAGAUGCCUCCAUGAUGGCUCAAAUCAAGCAAUUGCUACAGAGCAACGUUAUGCCAUGGAAAGACUUGAAAGCCGAGGCUGCCGCUAGCGCCGAUUUCUCUUCGGAAUCAAUGGCUUCUGAUGACAGUGUUGACACCGAAGAUUUGUCGUUGACCGAUAUGCUCCGCCAAUUGCCGCAGAAAGAUUUGAUGAGGUCUUUUGGCACUUCUUCAGAUUCAGCCUCUGAGUCAAUGUCUUCUGAUGACAGUGUUGACACCGAAGAUUUGUCAUUGAAAGAUAUGCUCCGCCAAUUUUCACAGAAAGAUUCGAUGAGGUCUUUUGGCACUUCUUCAGAUUCAGCCUCUGAGUCAAUGUCUUCUGAUGACAGUGUUGACACCGAAGAUUUGUCAUUGAAAGAUAUGCUCCGCCAAUUUUCACAGAAAGAUUCGAUGAGGUCUUUUGGCACUUCUUCAGAUUCAGCCUCUGAGUCAAUGUCUUCUGAUGACAGUGCUGACAACUAUUUCUCUAUGGAGCCUCACAAGUCUGUGUCUUCUGACGACGGGGCUGAGACGAGAGCUAUCAACAGCGCUGCUUUCCCCGUGGACUCUAUGCCAGCUGAUGACAAUACUAAAUCGGAUUCUUCCACGAUGGCGAUGGCGCAAAUCAGCCAAAUGCUGCAGAAUAACAUUAUGUCACGGAAGGGUUUGAUGGACACGGCUGCCACUAGCGAUGGUUUCCCCUCGGAGUCAACGUCUUCUGACGACAGUGCCGACGGCAAAGAUUUUUCAUUGGACGAUAUGCUCAGUCAAUUGCCACGAAAGGAUUUGAUGAGCGCCUUUGGCACCAGUGACAGCUUCUCCCCGGAAUCAUCAAAGUCCUCUGAUGACAGUACUGACGGCGAAGCUUUCGCAUUGGACGACGUUCUCAGUGAACUGCCUCAGAGAAACAUUAUGCCAGCGUACAUGGACAAGAGUGAAAUGUUGCGCAAGUUAGAUGCCUUCAUGGGUGAGAACAACAACACUGCAAUGGGAUCGCAAGAGGAGGCCUCGCCCGCCGGAAGCCCGAUCCCCGAGCCGCAGGCGUUGAAGACGGCGAUAGCAACCGUCGUCGACCAGGUCGUUGCCCAGCUCAACAAGACCAUUGGAGCCAUGACAGCAAAUCUGGCCCGGGUGUUUGCCGACCUCCGCGCCAGUCUCCCCGGACAGCAACAAACUCAUGCCACCGAUGCGCCCUCCGACCCGGUUACACGGUUGACGUCCAUGAGGGGAUUGCCCCAGUACACGCCAGAGGCGAAAACUGUAGAGAAGACCGGCGGAGAGGACACGUGGCGGCUUCUUCACUUUCUCGAGAACCUCCACAUUGGUCGCAAAUCUGGUCGACUCUCGAGCCCAAUUUCAGAUCAGCUGAAAAAGCAGGAUACCGGUUCGGAUUCGUCGACUGCUGCGGCUGCCACGACAACCACUGCGACCAUUUCUCGCCGCACCUCCUCCCAAGGUGCUGAUCCUGAGCACUUGCAGGCCACAACGAACUGUUCACGCUCCUUGUGCAGCAAUAAUGGAAAGUGCGUAGUUGACAUGAGCGCUGAAUACGGCUUCUUCUGCAUCUGUAAUGCCGACUACACUGGAACGCAAUGCCAGUCUGUCUACAGAGCAGCAGCAGCAGCAGGUACAGGUGUGAGCAGCGCAUUGAGUGCCAGCAUCAUUGCCCCGGUGGUCAUCCUGUCGGUAAUUCUCGUCUUUGCACUCGGCUUCUUCAUCUAUCACCGCCUGAUGCACAGGAAGAUCAACAAGUACAGUGCUGGCUACCCAGCGAACAGCGGCGAUCACCUGGAGCGCCUGUCCGUGGUCGGCUUCGCCACGCUGGAGGGGCUCAAGCACACCUUCCCGGACGACGACGAGCGCUCGGCGAUCACCAUGGUAACCGAGAACGGCAUGCUGACAACGAUGCCGCCGCCGGGAGCCAACCUGCAUCGCCGCCCGUCCGGAAUGGCCGGUAUCGCGCGACAGGUGCUCGGCGAAGAUCCCAGCUACGUGUUCGACCCUGUGCCGAUGACGUCAUCGCAGAGUACGUGCAACACGCACAUGCUGCUGAUGGGCGCGGCGAACGUCAUCACGGAGCUCACCGGCCGAAUCAUCGUCACCCGCCCGAACUCCAUCGUCAUCUCGCCCAGGUCGCCGUCGAAGCACGACACGCCCAUGAUGACGUCAUCGCCCAGGGGGAGCUGGCGCAGUCGCGACUCGUCGCCAGUGGAUGCCGCGGGCCAGCCAAGGGUGCAGCGCAGCCGCAGUCUGUUCUCCGCCGGCGAUGUGUUCAUUGGCGAACCCAGUUCGGACGCCGGCGCCGUGGACCGGAGGUCUUCAAGCUCCUCCAUUGCACACGCCGUGUCUCGUGACCAACGGUCUGCUAGCUACACUACAGUCUUGUCUGAGGACCAGUGCUCUCCCAGCUACAAAACAGUAGUGUCGCUGGAUCAGCGUUCUGCUAGCUGCACCACGAUGCUGUCUGGUGCGCAAGAGGAACCCAAAGAUCAGGAUCAGCCUCGCAGUCCGCUCUCCAGGACGUUUCAACUGCUGCAGUCGGCCUUGCCGCGAAUGGGCCGCUCGCUGUCGCCAAGCCCGCGUAAGCGUGCGCACACCAGUGACGACGCAUUGGACGGAGGGCUCGGCAGCGUUGCCAAUGACAACAACGACGACAAAACCAGCGCCGCUCCGAAGAGGUCCAGCGCACCCGUCUCUCCCGUCAAAACCCUGUCGUCACCGCAGCUGGUGCUUACCACGUCGAAGCCGGAGCUACCCCGGAUUCACUAUCGGUGUCCCAGCCAGGAGGACACCAGUCCGGCCGGCGGCCCUCAGUUGAACACCCAGAUCAAGUACAGCUUCAGAGACAGCACAACCCCAGCAGCCAACACCACCACUGGCAGGACAAACGCUCAACAAUCGCCACCGAGUAACAGUGUUAAUAACAACUUCAGCUUCGGUGACAGAACCGCCAACACACUAGCCAGCUUGCCCACCGGCAGCAGAACAGCCACUGUUAUGCCGCCACCCGGCGAGAACAACUACAAGUUCAGGGACAGGACCGCCACCUUCACCGCCACCGGCGCCAAAACGAGCAGGACGGGCAUUCAGCCGCCACCCAACAGUUUCGUCAGCGCGUCCGAGCCGGGCGCCAGAAAGUCUUCGCUGCAAGUACGCCGAGCGCCUGGAUCGCGCUCCUCGUCGCUGACGCCGGAGACGCGCAUUACCGGCCGCUAUAACGCGUACAGGUAUGACAGCGACGAGGAUUCGGCGGCCAACGCCUACUGUGACAUGCUGCACUUCAAGGCGUCGCCCUCACUGUCAAUGUCCGCCUCGUCGUCGUCGUCGUCCGACUCCGGAUCCCCAUCACCUCCGUUCGCGCUUCACCGCAGGACCACCCACCGGGAGCAUUGCAAACAGCCACCGCAGCAGGAUCACCGGUCUCGCCGCACCGUUCCCGGCCACAAGGAGCCGCUCUUCACGAUAUCUCAACCAGUGGAGACCCCGGGCAACAGGAGAUCGCGGAGCUCGUCGCCAAAGUCCAGGCAGCGCUGCUACACAUCUGCCGCGGCUGCUGCAGCGAAGCCGUGCAGUGGCGCUUGGCCGAACCCGACCGUCAGUGAGGCUAUCGAGCAGUACUGGAGGCCACGCAGCUAUACAAAUAGCGCCACGCAGGCCCCGUACCAGGGCAGUCUGGGCAACAUGGACGCAGCCGCCAUCAGUGCGCUCAUCAAGAACAAGCUGACGUAAACAACGCCAUCUCUGCCUGUCUGCUGGUGAUGAUGAUGGUGAUGAUUAUGAUGAUGAUGUCACUCUCCUAGUAAUCUCACCGGUGAUGAUGUCACAGGCCGAUGAUGUCACAGGCCGAUGAUGUCACCAUGGACGACGUCAGUCACAGCAAUGUCGCUCUCCAGGAUCCAGUGUCACUCUUCGCUGUUCCGUAAAUAACCCCCUGCCUCUCUCUCUCUUUCUCUCUCUCUCUCUCUUUCUCUCUCUCUCUCUCUCUCUCUCUCUCUCUCUCUCCUAAGGUAGCGUGUUUCAAUGAAUAAUACUUCCCUGGCGAUAAUAGUGCUUCCCACGUGCUUGCACUGCACACAAUAACUUUUUAAUUAAUGCCAUUCAAAUCCCGUAAUGAUCCCGUUUUUCUCCGUGACCUUCUCGACACCGUGUCCUACAUCAUCGACCCCGGCUGCAGGCUGUGCUAGUACGCUGAUCACACGGCGCGUGCAUCCUCUCAGAGUCGCUGUAAGGCUGGCUGUAGAGUGUAGUGCAAGCGACUGAAGAGAUCAUGACAUUGGACUCUGCACAUGCCAUUACCACCAUUGCCGUGUAUACCGCUGGUCAGCAUCAGUAGUCUGCAGCUGCAGGUCUAUUAUACCGUUCCGAUCCCACUACUUGAUAGUCUGACAUGCACACACACACACACACACACACACACACACACACACACACACACACACACACACACACACACACACACACACACACACACACACACACACACACAC